Messenger RNA from Paraglomus occultum, 6489 nucleotides. The record is from the annotation of a GenBank genome assembly. Lineage: Eukaryota; Fungi; Glomeromycota; Glomeromycetes; Paraglomerales; Paraglomeraceae.
AUGGCAGAACAAAUAGCUAGAGGCAAUCAAUAUCAAUAUACUGCCAACUCCAAUCUAGUACUUCAGGCAAACAGAUCAGAGCUGCCUCGUCGAGAUCAUGAACCCUCUGGAGAACCAGAAUCACUAUGGGGAAAGAUCAACCCAAAAGACUUUGGAAAUAAAGCACAGAGGACUAGUAUAAAAGAUCUGAAAGCGAAAAAAGAAAAGGCACUGAGGGCCGAGGAAGCUGCUGAGAUGAAACGACGGAAGAAGAAGGAGAGUGCACUAAAGAAAGCCUAUGGGUACUCUAAUGUCCUGGCUGCUACGGAAGAUCUUGAAGGUUUAAGCUAUCGUCCCAGAACAAAAGAAACCCGUGAAACAUAUGAGUUAAUUCUCGCCUUCGUUCACCAGAACCUUGGCGAUCAAGUCCAAGAUGUCAUUCGUAGUGCAGCUGAUAAUGUAUUGGAAAUACUGAAAACUGAUACCUUGAAAGAUUAUGAUAAGAAGAGGGAGAUGGAAAGCAUUAUUGGAACACUUAAGGCUGAAAAGUUUGCACAACUUGUUAAUCUUGGGAAGAAGAUCACAGAUUACCAAACUGGAGAUGCUAUGGACAUCGACAAGGACGGUGAGCGCGCCGGCGUUGAGGCAGAAACAACUGGUGUGCUCGGUGUGGGUACUGUGAAAGAGGAUGAAGACAAAGCACGCUUAUCAGAAGAUGAGAAUGAAGGAUUUAAAACUGUAAUAGGUCCAGAAAUUAGUAAAUCGGUUAAGAUAACAGGAGCUCAGGCAGAUCAGAAGAUUUCUCCUCACGAUAUCGACGCGUUCUGGCUACAGCGUUUGAUAGCCAACUACUAUUCGGAUCCACAUACAGCGCAAGAGAAGACUACCAGUACAAUGCAGAUUUUGGCAUCUGAUAUUAAUACUCGCGAUUGUGAAAACGAAUUGAUGAAUUUGUUUGAUUAUGAUAAAUUUGAUCUAGUCAAGAUACUUACCCGUAAUCGAGAUCUUAUAUUAUGGUGUACCAAGUUGGCUAGAGCCAGUACAGAUACCGAGAGACAACAAUUGGAACGUGAAAUGAACGAAAAGGGAGUGAAAUGGAUUCUUAAAGAUCUUGGCGGAGAGAGGAUACGCAGAGGUGAAGGGGCUGCUCGCAAAGGGGUUGUUGAAAAUGCCAUGGAAAUAGACGAGAGACCGGCGCCUAUUCAGGGACCUUUACCUGCUGCUGUUAAGGCUACGCUACCCCCGGGAGUGACUGUUGCACCAAAAAGUGUUGUCGAUCUAGAAUCACUGAUGUUCGCUCAAGGUGGACAUUUGAUGACCAAUAAAAAGUGUAAAUUACCUGAUGGCUCAUUCAAGCGAUUAUUCAAGGGCUAUGAGGAAAUUCACGUGCCUGCUCCUAAACCGAAACCGUUCGCGGCUGAUGAGAAAGAAUUACUGAUCACUGAUAUGCCUGAAUGGGCUCAGGCUGCGUUUAAAGGUGCUGAAAAACUCAACAGAGUACAAAGUAGAGUAUAUCCUGCUGCGUUCACGACGGAUGAGAAUAUAUUACUUUGUGCACCGACAGGUGCUGGUAAAACGAAUGUAGCUAUGCUCUGUAUAUUAAAUGAACUUGGCAAGCAUCGCGAUGAGGACACUGGUGUGAUUGAUUUAGAUGCAUUCAAGAUCGUAUAUGUUGCACCAAUGAAAGCACUGGUGCAAGAAAUGGUAGGCAAUUUUUCGGUUAGAUUACAACCAUAUGGCAUCAAGGUAGCUGAGUUAACAGGUGAUCGACAACUUACUAAACAACAAAUAGCAGAGACACAAAUUAUUAUUACUACUCCUGAAAAAUGGGACGUGAUUACUAGGAAAGCAACGGAUAGAAGUUAUACUAAUUUGGUCAAACUUAUAAUUAUCGAUGAGAUCCAUCUUCUACAUGACGAUCGUGGUCCAGUUAUAGAGAGCAUAGUAUCUCGGACUAUCAGACAUAUGGAACAGACCCAAGAGUUGAUUAGACUAGUUGGAUUGUCAGCUACGUUACCCAACUACGAUGAUGUAGCCACCUUCUUACGAGUAGACAAAAAAAAAGGACUCUUCUUUUUUGAUAGUACAUACAGACCAUGUCCAUUGAAACAAGAAUUUAUUGGCGUAACAGAGAAAAAGGCUAUAAAGCGAUUCCAAGUAAUGAACGAAGUAACUUAUCAAAAAGUCAUGGAAAGAGCUGGUCGCAACCAGGUAUUAAUAUUUGUGCAUUCACGCAAAGAGACAGCCAAGACGGCCAAGACUAUUCGUGACAUGGCCCUAGAGAAAGAUUCAAUUGGUAGAUUCUUGAGAGAGGAUUCUGCUAGUCGUGAAAUUUUACAAACUGAAUCAACGACGGUCAAAGAUACCAAUCUUCAAGACUUGUUACCUUAUGGUUUUGCUAUCCAUCACGCCGGUAUGACCCGUGCUGAUCGUACAUUGGUAGAGGAAUUAUUUGACGGUAAGCAUAUUCAGGUGUUGGUUUCCACAGCUACCCUGGCGUGGGGCGUCAAUCUGCCCGCGCAUACAGUCAUUAUCAAAGGAACCCAAAUAUACUCUCCUGAGAAGGGCCGAUGGGUCGAACUUAGUCCGGAGGACGUUCUGCAGAUGUUAGGUCGAGCUGGUAGGCCUCAAUAUGACACUGAGGGCGAAGGUAUCACAAUCACUUCGAAUACCGAGCUACAAUAUUAUUUGUCACUUCUCAAUCAACAACUGCCGAUUGAAAGUCAGUUUAUUAGUAAAUUGGCCGAUAACUUGAAUGCAGAAAUCGUCCUUGGCACAGUGCGUAAUCGUGAUGAAGCAGUACAAUGGCUAGGAUAUACCUAUCUCUACGUGAGGAUGUUGCGUAAUCCAACAUUAUAUGGAAUUAAAUUAGAGGACUACGAGGAAGAUCCUACUCUAGAGCAGAAACGCGUUGAUCUGAUCCAUUCUGCCGCUCUUCUACUUGAUAAAUCGAAUCUAAUUAAAUAUGACAAGAAAACUGGUAGAUUCCAAGUUACAGAAUUGGGUCGUAUCGCUUCACACUACUAUAUCACUCAUAGCUCAAUGGCUACCUAUAAUCAGCAUUUGAAGCCAAUGAUGGGUCACAUCGAAUUAUUCAGAGUAUUUGCGCUCUCUGAUGAAUUCAAACACAUCCCCGUGAGAGAGGAAGAGAAGCUUGAACUAUCCAAGUUGUUAGAACGUGUGCCUGAACCUGUGAAAGAAGGUAUCGAAGAAUCAACCGCAAAGAUAAAUGUCCUACUACAAGCCUACAUAUCUAAACUUAGCUUGGAGGGAUUCGCUCUUGUUUCAGACAUGGUUUAUGUCACUCAAUCUGCUAACAGAAUUCUAAGAGCAAUGUUUGAGAUAUGUCUGAGACGUGGAUGGGCGCAAUUAUCCAGAAGAGCUUUGGAUCUCUGUAAAAUGGUAGAUAAACGUAUGUGGCUAUCAAUGACUCCACUGCGACAAUUUAGACAAUUGCCAUUAGACUUGAUCAAAAGAAUUGAAAAGAAGGACUUUCCAUGGGAGAGAUAUUUCGAUCUUAAUCCGCAGGAAAUCGGAGAAUUUAUUGGAAUUCCCAAGGCCGGAAAGACAGUUCAUAAAUUCGUCCACCAAUUUCCGAAACUAGAUAUUCAGACAUAUGUUCAGCCAAUUACUCGAUCAUUACUGAGAAUAGAACUCAGGAUUACACCUGAUUUCCAGUGGGAUGAAAAAGUUCACGGAACAGCUGAAGCAUUUUGGGUCUUAGUAGAAGAUGUGGAUGGCGAAGUUAUUCUCUAUCAUGAUUCAUUCAUCCUCAAACAGAAAUACGCCGAAGAAGAUCAUACUAUUACAUUCACCGUACCUCUGUUCGAACCAUUGCCACCCAAUUAUUUUAUAUCCGUAAUCUCAGACAGAUGGCUUCAUUGUGAGACCAAGUUACCAAUUUCAUUUAGACACCUGAUUCUUCCUAAGAAAUACCCCCCACACACAGAACUUCUCGAUUUGCAGCCAUUACCCGUCUCUGCGUUGCGGAAUCGUGAAGCUGAAGUAUUGUAUAGUUCAUGGGUUGAUAAGUUUAAUCCCAUCCAGACUCAAGUAUUCAACGCUUUAUAUAAUAGCGAUGAUAAUGUGUUUGUUGGAGCUCCAACUGGAAGUGGUAAAACUGUAUGUGCUGAGUUUGCUCUUCUCCGUCUGUGGAGUAAAUCAAACAGAGGCAGAUGUGUAUACAUUGCCCCAUUCCAAGAAGUGAUCGAUUUACAGAUGACUGAGUGGAAACAGAAGUUUAGCAACUAUAAAGAGGGGAAGAACGUCGUUGCGCUUACCGGGGAGACGAGUGCUGAUUUGAAGUUAUUGGAAGCAGGUGAUGUUAUUUUUGCUACGCCAACUCAAUGGGAUGUUUUAUCUCGCAGGUGGAGACAACGAAAGAAUGUACAGGCAAUCGCAUUAGUUAUUGCGGAUGAAUUACAUCUCAUUGGCAGUGAUGUUGGUCCCACUUAUGAAAUAGUAUUGUCCCGUAUGAGAUUUAUCGCUCACGAUACGGGCAACCCCAUCAGAAUAGUGUGUCUGAGCACAUCACUUGCCAAUGCUCAAGAUUUGGGUGAAUGGGUUGGAUGUUCUCCGCAAACUAUAUUCAAUUUUCAUCCAAGCGUACGACCCGUUCCCCUGGAGAUACAUAUUCAAAGUUACGGCAUUCCACACUUUGCCUCUCUAAUGAUGGCAAUGGCUAAGCCUACAUAUGUUGCAAUUACCAGCUAUUCAGCAGAUAGGCCUGCGCUUAUCUUUGUACCGUCAAGGAAACAAUGUCGAUUGACUGCAGUUGACCUGCUCACGUUUUGCGCUGCUGAUGACUCUCCUGAUCGUUUUUUACAUGCCAACUUGGAAGAUAUCGAGGAGCAUCUGAGUCGUGUAACUGAUAAAGCUUUAGUAGAGACUUUGCGUCAUGGAGUUGGUUUUUACCACGAAGCCCUUAGUAAACAGGAUAAAAGGAUAGUAGGACAAUUGUACGAUUCAGGCGCAAUUCAGGUUGUAGUUGCUUCACGAGAUACAUGCUGGGGAUUGAAUCUGAGCUGUCACAUGGUAGUUAUUAUGGGAACUCAAUAUUUCGAAGGAAAAGAACACCGCUAUGCUGACUAUCCAAUAACAGAUGUUCUUCAAAUGAUGGGUCGUGCAUGCCGGCCGAGAGAAGAUGAUACUGGCCGAUGCGUAUUAAUGUGCCAAGGCAUUAAGAAAGAUUACUAUAAGAAAUUCUUGUACGAAGCAUUGCCUGUAGAAUCUCAUCUUGAUCGUCACCUGCACGACCAUUUCAAUGCAGAGAUAGUUACAAAGACUAUACGUAACAAACAAGAUGCUGUUGACUACCUCACAUGGACUUUCCUAUAUCGUCGUAUGGUUGAGAAUCCCAAUUACUAUGCAAUGCAGGGGUCCGACCACCGGCAUUUGUCAGAUCACCUGUCAGAAUUAGUCGAGACAACAGUUAACGAUUUGACUACAUCCAAAUGUAUCACUCUCGAGGAUGAAAUGAAUGUAUCUCCUCUGAAUCUUGGUAUGAUUGCGGCCUAUUAUAAUGUCAGUUAUAUCACUGUUGAGAUGUUCGGCAUGAGUCUUACAGAAAAGACGAAGCUCAAGGGACUCUUGGAGAUCGUCUCGUCGGCUGCUGAAUUCGAGAGCAUACCUAUCAGACAUCACGAAGACAUCUUACUCAAGAAGAUAUAUGAUAGGUUACCUGUUAAGCUUGGUAAUCCGAAGUUUAAUUCACCGCACAUUAAAACGAACAUACUCCUCCAAUCGCACUUUUCCAGAACCCAACUACCACCUGACUUGCAAUCAGAUCAGAUAGUUGUACUAGGCAAGGUGAUCUCUCUUUUGCAGGCUAUAGUUGAUGUGAUCAGUUCUAACGGAUGGCUGAAUCCGGCAUUGGCGGCAAUGGAGUUGGCACAGAUGUGCGUACAAGCCAUGUGGGAUCGUGAUCCACCGUUAAAACAAAUUCCAUACUUUACAAGCGACUUAAUCAAACGAUGUGAGGAGAAAGGAGUCGAAUCUGUGUUCGAUUUUAUGGAGUUGGAGGAUGAAGAUCGGAAUGAUGUUCUCCGCAUGGAUAGCCGGCAACUUCGCGAAGUGGCUCGCUUCGUUAAUAGGUAUCCCAGUAUCGAUUUUCAAUUCGCAGUGCGAGAUGAGGAUGAGUUAGUCGCCGGAUCCCAGGCAUCAAUUAAUGUUAAAUUGACGAGAGAAAUGGAUGAAGAUGAAGAUACAGAGACUAUUGUUGGUCCCGUUGUUGCUCCUUAUUAUCCACAAAAGAAGGACGAGGGAUGGUGGAUUGUUGUAGGUGACAGUAAGAAGAAUUCUCUGCUCGGAAUUAAAAGGAUUACUAUGAACAGGACGCUUGAAGUCAAAGUAGACUUCACCUGUCCGCCAGAAAUCGGGAAGCACGAUUUGAAAGUUUACUUUUUGUCAGAUUCUUAUAUGGGUUGUGAUCAAGAGUUAGAUUUCGAAAUUAAUGUACAAGAAGGUGCUGAGGAUAGUGAAGAAGAGGAUGAUGAAAUGGAUGAAUCGUAA